AUGGCCAACAAGGGCCGCAAAGUGGUCAAACCAUAUCACUGCGGAACCUCUGCUGCUAUAAGGCGCGCGUUGUCCCACCACUCUGUCUCCGAGGAUGCAUUGCUAGAGCUCUGGCGAGAAAGCUCCCCUUACUGCGUUGAGGCUAUCAAAGCAGAUCAGCCCAGCUACUUUAGCUUCAUCGAUCAAUGCAUAUUCUUUGCCGCGAUUACCCCUUUACCAUCACAAACCGCACUAGAUACAGCUGAGGAAAAGGAUCGCUCUGAAGACAUAGCAUCCAUACAUGCGAAUCUGGCCCGGCUCGCAGCGAUUACCUUCCCCACUUUACCAUCACAAACCGCACUAGAUACGGCUGAGGAAAAGGAUCGCUCUGAAGACACAGCAUCCAUACAAGCGAAUCUGGCCCGACUCGCACUAGAUGAAGGACGAACACCUACUGAAAACGACAAUCACGUCGACGCAGACCCCGGCCCACACAUCAGCUCCCUCAUAAAUCACACCUCGCCCUACUCUGUUUCUAGAGACGAUCUAUGGUCGGAACCUCCACCUAGUGGGGAAGGUUGGUGGAUCGAGUCCCAAAAUCUCGCCGGCGCAAGCUCGUGCACUUUCGAAGACCAGACCACCCGCUACCCCCGCGAUAUCUUCGACCACCGCCGAGAGCCCAUGCCCAGAGGUGCCGGCUCGCCUACUCUCGGUUUCGUCUUCUCUGUGCCAACGGACAUGCCCGGUGAGGUCAGCAUCGGCAUCGCGCUGCGCAAGCCAUGGCGCAGGCGUGGCUUCGCAACGCGCGCACUCACACUCUUCCUUCCAAUCAUCUUCGAAGAACUUGGCUAUCACCGCGCGCAAGCGCUACUCCUCGAUGCGCCUGAGCUCUCGGCUGCGCGCACACUCUUUAUCUCCCUUGGAUUCACCAUCGAAGGUACGCACCGCCGGGCGCUGAUGACGCCCGCGCUGCCGGGCUGGCGCAAUGUCACGUACUUGGGCAUGCUCGACACGGAGUGGGUGAUGCGUCCGCGCGGAGGGGCACAGGAUAAGAUGGCGGCCCUGUGGGAUGAGAUGUUUGCGCGGCAACAGCACGAGCGGGAGCAGUUGCUGCAGUUGGAGGCGCGCCGGCAGGCGCCCCGCAAGACGGCGAGUAUGGAGACAAUCAGGGACAAGGACGCCGCGAUAUCGUCUGAGGCUGAUGCUGUCGCGGCACUCUUCUCGGGAAUCUUGGGCGAUGGACGAUCGGAGGUGGCGUCCUGCUGCUCAUCUGCGGACCCAUUCGCAAGCCCACCUUCCUCGCCCAAGUCGACAUACUCUUGGAGCAACGCUGAGUCGGGCUCAGAGCUGUCUGCUCCUAACUCCCCGCUACUCAAAGGCAAGGGGAAGGCACGAGAGAGCAUGCCAUCUGACCUCGCUGGCGUCUCCGGAGAGGAAUACGCCUCUGAUUCCGGCUCAGGCUGGGAUAUGAUCUGA
Molecule: messenger RNA, 1455 nt
Organism: Postia placenta MAD-698-R-SB12
Lineage: Eukaryota; Fungi; Basidiomycota; Agaricomycetes; Polyporales; Adustoporiaceae
Exons: 2
Coding region: 1-1455 (484 amino acids)
Source: RefSeq, a predicted model, not a curated record